This is a messenger RNA of Penicillium lagena, 243 nucleotides long. RefSeq lists its product as uncharacterized. The record is from RefSeq and is a predicted model, not a curated record. The transcript has a single exon. Lineage: Eukaryota; Fungi; Ascomycota; Eurotiomycetes; Eurotiales; Aspergillaceae. Bases 1 to 243 code for a protein of 80 amino acids.
AUGGGCGUUACACAGUAUCCGGCGUGUUACACAAACCUGCACCCUCCUCUUUCCGGCUAUCUGGACUGCAGAUCCUGCAUGUUUUCUGCUUCCACGUUAUCGAGGCAUCCAUUCAGCGGCCUCGUGGUUGCGCUACGUCUGCCGUCAGAUCCGCUGCCCGGAGAUAUAAGAUGCUCUACUGCUGCCAAUGCGGGUUCCCGUCUCCUCCUAUGCCAGAACCGAUUCCUGGCCGCUACAAUUUGA